This is a messenger RNA of Marasmius oreades (fairy-ring Marasmius), 678 nucleotides long. RefSeq lists its product as uncharacterized. Gene Ontology annotation, biological process: proteasomal protein catabolic process. NCBI's taxonomy places the organism in Eukaryota, Fungi, Basidiomycota, Agaricomycetes, Agaricales, Marasmiaceae. Gene Ontology annotation, molecular function: peptidase activity. Gene Ontology annotation, cellular component: proteasome core complex; nucleus; proteasome core complex, beta-subunit complex. The transcript is spliced from 3 exons. Bases 16 to 600 code for a protein of 194 amino acids. The record is from RefSeq and is a predicted model, not a curated record.
AAAACCAUCACCACCAUGGAAACUUCAUUCGCUCUGACUGGUAAUGGGUAUGUUAUCGUAGCAGCAGAUACAACCGCUGCGCGUUCAAUCGUCAAAAUGAAGAUCGACGAAGACAAAAUAAAGACUCUCAGCUCUCAUCUUCUCAUGGCUCAUUCUGGUGAACCAGGCGACACGAUCCAGUUCGCAGAAUACGUCGAACGAAAUAUCCGUCUCUUCCAAAUCCGUAACAACUACGCUCUUCGUCCGUCCGCCGCCGCCUCAUGGAUUCGUCGUUCACUUGCUCAAUCUCUUCGAUCACGGCACCCAUACGCUGUAAACUUGCUCCUUGGAGGCUACGAUACAGCUGAAGAUCAACCUCAUCUCUAUUGGAUCGAUUACCUUGGGACUUCUACGGAGGUACCCUUUGGUGCACAUGGGUAUGGGAGUUACUUUGCGCUCAGUUUGUUGGAUCGAUACCACGAUCCUAAUGCAACCCUCGAGGAAGGCCUUGCUACGUUGAGAAGAUGCGUCGACGAAGUUUCCAAACGAUUGGUAGUAAGUCCAGGGAAAUAUAAAGUGAAAGUUGUAGACAAGGAUGGAACACGGGAGAUAGAGUUCUGAUGAAAGUUGACAAGUUUUGUAUUCCUAGGAUCCGAGGGAACUAUUUGACCUUUUCAUACCAUUGUUUCUGAUCUCUAC